Messenger RNA from Pieris rapae (cabbage white), 7226 nucleotides. Its product is annotated as carbohydrate sulfotransferase 3-like. Lineage: Eukaryota; Metazoa; Arthropoda; Insecta; Lepidoptera; Pieridae. The transcript is spliced from 5 exons. Gene Ontology annotation, molecular function: N-acetylglucosamine 6-O-sulfotransferase activity. The record is from RefSeq and is a predicted model, not a curated record. Bases 192 to 1397 code for a protein of 401 amino acids. Gene Ontology annotation, biological process: N-acetylglucosamine metabolic process; sulfur compound metabolic process.
GCAAAUACCUAUGGCGUUAGAGGUGCAAUGCGGUGUUUUUAUGGAAGCGCAAGCAAGAAAAUCGUGAUCAAAAUGAACAAUAAAACUUUAAAAAAAUGAUUUUAGGUGCGAGUUAGCGUGCUCGAAAUAAAAAAAAUAUUUAUGAUUCUCUGUGAAGUUUAUAAGUGAUAAUUUUCGUUGUUUUAAUAGUAAUGUUGCGUCGAGUUAACUUUUACUCAAUAUGUAUCGCGUUCGGGCUCAGUGUUCUAUUAAUUCUUGCUGGAAGUCGGUAUACAGAUAAUACUUAUUACCGUCCAUCCCCUGAAAGCCACAGAAUUAUUGAAAUUAAUAUACCACAAGAAACUCCCACAAAUCCCUAUGAUAGCUCUCUCAAUAUUGCUACAAUCAUGGAAAAAACACGAUAUAAAAUUAAAAUUGAAUUAGAAAACUAUAACUUUACAAUCUCGAGUGUGAAAAAGCUUGAAGACUUAAUAAUGGAGUCCGGCGGACAACCAUUAAGAAGUAUAAUUAUAUCUACUUGGCGAUCAGGAACUACAUUUUUGGGGGAGGUGCUUAAUUCUGUACCUGGAAAUUACUAUCACUAUGAACCUCUUCUUAAUUAUGAAAUUAUACAAAUUAGAGGUUCUCCUUACUCAGACAAAGCCUUAGAGACAAUCACUAAAAUGUUGAAAUGUGAUUAUAAUGGUAUGGAUGAGUAUUUUGAGUAUGGUAAAACACAUUUACACCAAUUCAGUCAUAAUACAAGAUUGUGGGACCACUGUAAAUAUAGGAAAGAAUUGUGUUUUGAUGCUGACUUCACCUCAAAGUUUUGUAAACUCUUUCCUUUUCAAAGUAUGAAAAUAGUUAGAGUCAGGUUACACCUUAUACAACAGUUACUGGAGAACAAAGAGCUUAAUAUUAAAGUGGUCUUAUUGAUCCGAGACCCUCGUGGUGUGAUGCAGUCCAGACAGCACCGUAACUUUUGCCAACCAUCCCCUGAUUGUUGGAAACCAGAGCUAUUAUGUGCUGAUAUGAUCAGUGAUUAUGUUGCAGCUAGCCGGUUAAUAAAGAUUUAUCCUGACAGAAUUAUAGUACAGCGGUAUGAAGAAUUAGCAUUAGAUCCAAACAGUACGGUGCCUAGUCUUCUAAAGUUCCUAGGAAUCAGUCCAACAACGUCUGUUGAAGAGUUUCUUCUCUCACAUACUAAUGUUGAAGUGUCUGGUGUCAGUUCCACGUUCAGGGUCUCCCGAGAAGUGCCUUUCAAAUGGAGAAAUGUUUUAAAUUACAACUUUGUCGAGGAUAUACAGUUGGUAUGCAAAGAGGCGUUAGACCUUUGGGGAUACAAGCUGGUGCAAAAUGCAACACAUAUGAUCAGUAAGGACUUUAAUCCCUUGACAAAUUACACAUUGAUGCAGUGACAUUUCAUUGACGUAGAGGUGAUAAACACGAACCAUUCUUUUAAGGUUUGAUUCUUCACUGAGGACUUCCUUCAUUCCACUUAAGGUAUUAUGAAAUAGGCUAUCAAUCAUAUCAGUAUUAUUUCUGUGAGUUAGCAUUUUCAUUGGAAAACAUUUUAACGGAAUUUACACCGAAAAGGUUGGUUUGGUUAAAAAAUGACAAUUGUAGUGACGGUAUAAAACAUUUUAAAGCGAAUAUAUAAAAAACAAAGCAUUUUUAAAUUUAAAUGUAAUAAACACCACGCAUCUUUUGUGCUUUAAACUAAAUAUACGAAAAUAUGGUUCUUCAUUCCUGUACUAUCUAAUAUUAGUGCCUUUUCACACGAUAAUAAUACGCACGUGGACUUAAAGCGUCAUAAUUUUAUAUAAGUGAAAUUUGAUAGCCGCUGUGAACUCAUAAAUCGCUUUUAUUUAAAUUUUUAUUAAAUACAAUUUGUAUGGGCCCGUCAUGAACAGAGAUUUUAUUAACUUAAACAUUAUUUUCGAUUUAUUAGCGUUAUUUCUUUUCAUACCUACUGUAUCGUAGAUUACUCAAUUUGACAAUUUUUGUAUUUAGUGAAGUGGACUGAAAAUUAAAUCAUUUGCCAUAAUGCAAUUAAAUGCAAAAUUUGGAAUUGUAUUUAAGUUUAGAUAUUUUCUUGAGUAUUAAAAAACGAAUGACUAUUUUUUUUAGGUUAUAUUAUAUUUGCUGUCAUUUAUAAGAUCAAAAUUCACAGCGGGUACUAAGUUGCCUUAUACGGCUACUGCCAUUGCAAUUAUACACAAUCAUUGCCCAACAUUUAGUCAUAUACAUCACAAUUUAGUUAAUUAGCGGGCUAAUGUCCAAUUAGGGUAGUUAUUUUAUAGUUUAUUUAAUGGUAACGAACAAAUUAAAGUUCUGGUUGUGUGAAGCACCAUAGGUGUUGAAUAUCAAAACGUAAAAGAUGGACCAUGUAGGGGUAAAAUUGCUUGAUAGUGUAGACGGUUAGGUUAGCAAUUUUCACCUCUCAAAGCUAAAGUACACUGGCGAUGAUGUCAACUGUCAAAAGUGACAGGAACAGAUUAUAAAUGCAAUUAAUGUGUUAGAAUUGUUUUAAAACUUUUUAAAUAUUAAUAUUUCAGAUUGUGCAAUAAUUUUAAAUCUUCAAUCGUUUAAUCCAUACAUUUUUACGUUUAUUGUGAUUAGAGAUUAUAGAUGACGUAAUUACAUACUUUAUUAAUUAAGACAACAACAUUCGUGCCUCGUAUAAUUUUCGCCAGAGUACUUUGGUUAAUGUUUAAGGCUUAGUCUACAAAUAAUUUUAGCACUCACGGAAUUGAAUAUUAAUGCUUCCAAUGUAGGUGUUUUAUUGUAGUUUAGAUAUAUUAGAUCGACGUACAUAAAUUUUGACUGAAUACCAAAUACUCGACGGCAACUGUACUAUAAGAAGGAUAACUGUCACAAGUCAUGCAUAUCAUUUCUUAUUUAAAUGACUAUGCGGAUUUAUUGUUUAAUCUAUGGACUGCUUUUGUCUUGCGCUUCAAUACAUUUAAAUGGUAAUAUGACUAUGCGCCACCUUCCGAACAAUCGAAUUUGAGGGUAGUAAAAUUAUUAUAAAGUCCUUGAGAUUUAGCUCUGAGCAUGUACUCGUAUGUCAAAAAUGUGUUGCAUUUUGACAGUUCCAUCUGUCAUAGUUAACUCUCGGUAAUUCAUCACGUUCAUCGAGUGAGAAAAAGUAGAAACUAAAAUUUUUUUAAUGAAAGAGACGAUGUAGCGCGGUUAAUCUCUUUCACUAUCAAUCUUCAACAGAUUUGUUAUCAUGGCGGCUAUAAGAAAUAUUAUUUCCUUCUUAUUAUUCCUAGUGAAUUUUAGUAUUAAUUGUUAUAUUUUAACAUAUAUUUAAAACUUUUCUGUAUCAUAUUUAAUGAGAGGUAUGUCUGGAUUGUAGCCAAUUGACAUCCGUCGAUCUCUGCCUACCAAUACGGAAGAAAGGCGUGAAUGUAUAUAUGAAAAAACAAUACCAGACUAUUAUAGUAUUGAAGCGCAAAACAAAAUCGUUGGUUCUUGCUAGUCACAGAUUAAAAAGCGAAUGUAUACAAAUGAAUUUUUACGAGCAAUUAAUGAUGCCUUUUUAAAUUUGGAAGGGGACAUAUGUAAAUGUAAUCUCCGUCCAGAAAUUGCGUAAAACUGUUCCUGCUGAACUGAGAAUAAAUCAAUUUGCAGUAGGUGCUAUUAAGUAUCAUUCUGUUGAAGCUUUUGCUGAAUAAGAAUUUGGAAGGAAUUGACAGGUUAUGUUUUGUUGACAGGGACGUGUCACCGAAAGCAAGAAAUUGUGUACCGUGAUUUUGUUUAAAAGAGAACUACAAAAAUAUAAUAUAAAUUCAAAAGCAGUGGUUUACUGUGAACCGAUAGGAAAAAAAUUUAGCAGAAUUUUAUACGUACAUUUUUUUAAAAAAUGUAUUAAUCCAUCUGUAAUCAGCCGCUUGGCUUUUAUCAGAUUUAAUUUGAAUUUAUGGCAAUUAGGGAACGCAAAUUCAAUAUUUUUUUUUAUUUCGUCCGUAAUUCGUAGACUGUCAGACGCUCAGCGUUUGUCCAGUUGCAUGCCCAAAUAUUUGGUUGUAGUCCGUUUUGGCAAAACAGCUUCCUCCAGAGUCUUAUAUACGUACGUACUUAUUAUACGUAAAUAGACUAAAAAUAUAUUGAUAAAAUCCUGCAGUGUCAACAAUAUAUAGCCUUCGCUUAACUAUAGUACUUGUUAGAAACUUUUUUAUAUAUAUAAAAUCUUACCGUCUUUUAAAAAUUCCGUAUUUUAAUUAAAAUACUCUUCCGUCUCUUUCUGACAAAUGGUUCACGCUCUGAUAAAGAGAGAGCAUUACUUUUUUGAUUUUAUCUAUAAUAAUUGUUUGUACGAAAAAUAAAAGUUUGCUUUCGGUGAAUGCGUUCGUUUUUAUAAAAAGCAUCUCUCAAAUCAUAAGUGCUCAGAUAUCAUAUCGAUAAAUUAAUAUCGCCUAUAUGCGUAUACGUAUCCAGUGAUAAAUAUUGUCGAUUAAGAUGAUACCCUUAAAACUAACCAUUUAUAAUAACUAUAACUUUAUUUUACUGUAAAACUAAUGCCAGUGUUAAGUAUAUGCCUCGUCCUAGUUAUUAAUUACUCAAAAAGAAAUAAUAUAAUGCUAAUUCAAUUAACAGUGACUCGGACCGCUAUUUUCUUUAUGUUUUUUCGUCAGAAUGACAAUGACAUUUUGACGUUUUAUUUGUCAAUGUCAUAGUGAUUUAGUUUUUUUGGUGUAUAGAAUAUUUUAGGCACCACAAUACAUCAGUUCUUUUAGUUUAUUCAAUCUGGGUAUCAUCAUAAUUUGGCUGUAGUUUAAAUUUAAACAUCAUUUUGGUAGAAUAUAUUGUAAAUUAAGACGUUAUUUGUAGAGUGAAAUAAUUCGCAACUUAGACUUAUGACACAACUGUCCAUCGAACAAAAUAUUAAUUGGUAGAUAAUUAAGUCAAUAAACGUCUAACUUGUGACUAACCGCUUUCAAUGCAACUACAUUCAAAAUGACAAAUUGGUAGUUUUGACAGCUAAAGAAAGAUGGCGGAUUACUGUUUAAAACAGACGUACAUUGAACAAUAAUUUAGAUUAUAUGCAAAAUAACUAAACAAAAGCUGUCUGUGUAAUUUGGGGAUGCCAUCUUUCUUCAUAUCUAGUUCCUACGUAAUAACACCAAAAUAUUUAAUAUCGUUAAUUGUAAUUUUAAAUUGGCAACACAAUGGUGUGUCUUCGCUUAGAUUUACGAAAUUAUUUUAAUAAUUAGGUACUACUCACAAUUAUUAUGGUCAAUUUGCCUGAAACCGGUCAUAUUGCACUAGUAAUAAAGCUUGUAAAGUUGCAAAAUAUAUUCUAAAAUACGAUUUUAAUAAAUUUAAGAACAUGGUAUUCAAAAAUUAAAAUGUUAGUUUUAAUGAUACUUAAAGUACACGUUUUCUUUAUUACUUUUAAUAAUUUACUAUUAUAAGUCACUUUAUUACUCUCUAAAUUUGUUUAAUAAUAUACUCUUGUGAGGUACUCCUAGCGUGAGUUGAUAUCGAAUAAAACGUUAAACGAAUAACCAUUUAAAGUGAAUUUCACCACACUCACUGAUCAAAUUACAUUCUUUAUCAACUCACUAAAUCAAUUUGCCUCUGGCAUUUAAAUAUUGUACAAUUAUUUUUAAUUAGAAGUGUUUUAGAUUGGUUCGUUCGUUCGUUUUAAUUUUUUGCAUGAUACACCGUAUCACCAAAUUGUACAUAAUGCAAUAAUAAUAUUACGCUACUGUUGAACUCAAUUAAGUCAAUACGCAUCAAUUACUAUGUUUUAAGAUGACAAGCUUCCUGAUAGAUUUGACAAUAUUAUUAUACAUGCAUAUGUACAUAAGUAUUUAAUAUAUUGCAUGACUAGGGUACUUAUUGGCUCUGUAUCAUAAAAAUUACAAAUGCCAAAACCUGGCAUGUUAGGGUUCCCAACUUUGUUCACGAGUAAAGAGUUAAUGUGUUAUUAGACAUUUUCAAUUGUGUUUGACGUAGAUGUUGAAGAAGGAAUACUGCUUGGGAGUCCUAGGCACACUACAUAUAGCAUGUCCAAUGCCAAAUGACUUGGCAAAUGUCAAAGGGCAUGGCAACACGCACAAUUACACUAAAUAGGGAAUUGUUGAUUAGAAGGAAUAGCGUAGUAAUAGAAAAACGGUUGAAAUAGACUAGUUUUAAGAUAUGAGACGAGUGGCUAUGACUUACUUUAUUUUGGUUUCAUGGAUUAUAUACAGUAAAAUAAAAUAUAGUGUUAUAUGUUUUCACAAACUUUACCUUGUGGGUUAAAGAUUAUCGAUUUGUCUAUCACAAUGAGAAUUAUUUCUUAUUAAAUUCAAGAAAGUUUUAUUUACAUAUGAUUUUUUUUAUAUAUUGACUGAUUUAUUAAAAUGUCUUUGUUAUUUUUAUGAACGGAGCCUGAGACUGGCUGGAACCAGUGAAAAAUUUAUACUAUCAUAUCAUUAGAAAUUGUAGUCUUAUACUCAUGGUAUUUUUAUAAUUUAAUCGCCAAAAUGUAUAUUAUUUUGUCUAUUUAUUUUGAAUUAUAAGUGAAAUUUUUAUAUUUUUGUUGUUCGCAUUUUAUAAAUUACAGUUAUAAGCUAUAGCUAUUAGUGUUUAUAGCUUGUGCAAAAAGUCGGGUAGAAUGAAAAUAUUGUUCACUUGUUAAAAUGUAUUAUCAAUUAUUAUUUCUUAUAUAUUCCCGGAAUUCAUAUCCAAAAUACAAUGUAUUUUUAUAUUAGCUCUUACAUCUACGAGUCGUUAAAAUAUGUUUGGUAUAUUGGAUAUAAAAACUGGGCGUUCAAACAGCCUUGUUAGAAAUGUUUAUCUCUAGUGUGUGUGGAAUUCGAAUAAAACAUUCUGCAUUUUAUACAUACAUACAUAGCAUAAACCGCUCAAAUUUGUUUUAAUUGUUGUUUAUACAAAAAAACAAGCCACACUAGGUAUUAUUGUUAUAACUUACAUAUUAAGUUAAAAGAAAUAGCUAAACGAAUAAUGUAAUAAUUAAACAUGUUUGAAUCCCUAAAAGUGACAAUUCACGAUUAUCGUUUUCGAUAUAUACGUUUCAUUCGAAUUAAACACACACUAGGCAUGAUAGGAAAGGCAAUUAUUUCCGACUUUUGCCAAGCUUAGCAAAAUGAAAGCAAUAAUUACGAAAUGAAAAUGUAGGUUUUAAGGGUAGCCUUAUUAGAAGUAAGAAAAUGUUAAAUUAUUCUUUAGCACGGCCGGCGUUAACGCAUUGUAAUAUGUUUUUAAUUGAAUAAAGUCAUAGAAUCAGA